AUGCCAUGCGUGGUCCUUACCAGGCUUUUGGACUGGCGCGGGGGCGGGAGCCUCGGCAUCUUGCGCGGGGCCAGCGUUUCCGCUCUCUACAUCUGGAACACAGCUAUCGGUCAUGUGUCGGGUGGCCACAUCAAUCCAGCGGUGACGGCAGGUCUCUUCGUCUCUGGGGACAUCAGACUGCUAAAGGCGAUCUUCUACAUCGUGGUGCAGUCGCUGGGAGCCAUCGCCGGAGCUGCUUUCAUCAGGUUGGCUAUCCCUGAAAACAGAGUGGGUGGUUUCGGCUUGACCAAGCCCGGACCUGGAAUUACUGACCCUCAGGCGCUGCUGAUCGAAGCGCUGAUCACGUUCGUGCUGGUGCUGGUGGUGAUGGGCGUGUGCGACGGGCGCCGCGCCGACCUCAAGGGCUCCGCGCCGCUCGCCAUCGGGCUCAGCAUCACCGCCUGCCACGCCGCCGUCAUUCCUUUCACCGGCUCCAGCAUGAACCCCGCCCGCUCCUUCGGACCAGCUCUAGUGUUGGGAGACUGGACCUCGCAUUGGGUGUACUGGGUGGGCCCGCUGAUCGGCGGCGUGGUGGCCGGCGCGCUGUACAGGUUCAUCUUCCGCAUCGGCAAGGCCGGCGAGAGCGGCUCCUACGACUUCUAAGCAGACUCGGUGACCGCACCGACACUCGCGCCGUCUCAUUUGCCUCGCGCAUACUUUGUACAACGAGAUUUUUUUAUAUUAAAAUAUUGUGAAAGAUCGCGCCAUCGGUCUUGUUCGAUGCCAAAUAUUUUGGGUGAUGUAUUGGGAAAAUGUAAAGGAGGCUUUAUUUAUAUACAACAGAGUAUUUAUCUUUUCUUGGUCCCAAGUAUGCGUGAGUCGAAUAUCGAGCUUAUAUUCGAGGCGGGCUUGGUAUAAAUAGAACUGUGUGCUUACCUACUUUGUCAGAAACAUCAGAAACAAAAACAAUAUCUCCGAACCGAUCGACACAAUCUGAUGAACGAUAAGUGACCUGUAGCAUAAUUAAACCUAGGGUAUGUAAGUGUAAGUCUAUUUAUAUUGUGAAUAAACUAUAUCUAAGAUAAUAUUAACGCCGCGGCCGCAGUUUAACCGUUCGUCAAGCGGCGGUCGCGGUCACGUGUUGUAUACAAAAUAACAUGUCCAUACUUGAGUGCCUGUGCCUAUGUGAUUAUGUGAGGAUAAUAUUAAGUUUAUACUUUAAUCAAAUAUCUCACAUGUUAUUAAUAUAAACAUUUUAAUUAUUA
Manduca sexta (tobacco hornworm) is the source of this 1244-nucleotide messenger RNA. Its product is annotated as aquaporin AQPAn.G-like. The record is from RefSeq and is a predicted model, not a curated record. Gene Ontology annotation, biological process: transmembrane transport. Gene Ontology annotation, molecular function: water channel activity. Gene Ontology annotation, cellular component: plasma membrane. The coding region runs from base 1 to 642 and encodes 213 amino acids. Lineage: Eukaryota; Metazoa; Arthropoda; Insecta; Lepidoptera; Sphingidae. The transcript is spliced from 6 exons.